AUGGUUCUCCUUCCAGAGAAUUCUGAGCAUUUCCUAGAGAGCAUAUGAAGGUCGGUUGUUUGAUAAACCCCGGACAAAGAAAACCCGAGGAACAAAGACGACGUGGCAUCAUCCCGUCCCCAAUUUUCGGAUGACGAUGAUGGCGAACUUGAAUUCGAAAUUAGGGUUGUUCCGAUUAGGGACACGGUGGCUGAGCAGUACUGGGAGUGGGCCAGCGAAGAGGGUCGCGGCGGUUUGGGGCAAUGGAGACUACGGGAGGCUCGGAUUAGGGAGCUUGGACUCUCAGUGGAGCCCUACCCUUCUGCUCUGCUCUGCAUUUCAGGACCAAAGCCUUGAAGCCGUUGCUUGCGGCGGAGCUCACACUCUGUUCUUGACCCAAGCUGGCCGGGUUUUCGCCACCGGCCUAAAUGAUUUCGGACAGCUUGGGGCCUCCACUGAUGUGCAUUAUGCUACUGAGCCGGUGGAGGUAUCGGGAAUCAACAAGCCAGUUGUGCAAAUUUCCGCUGGAUAUUAUCAUUCUUGUGCUGUUACAGUUUUACUUGCAGAAGAUGGAGAGUUAUACAUGUGGGGGAAGAACUCAUAUGGGCAGCUUGGCCUUGGAAAGAGAGGAGCAAAAACAGUUCAUGUACCAACAAAAGUUGAAUGCUUGGCUGGAAUCACCAUUAGGAUGGUAGCUUUGGGAUCAGAGCACUCAGUGGCUGUUACUGAUGGAGGUGAGUCCUUAAGUUGGGGAGGAGGUUCUGGAAGACUUGGUCAUGGUCCUGAAUCAGGCAUUUUAGGAAUUUUCAAAAGUACCAGUGAAUAUACACCAAGGCUUAUCAAGAAACUUGAGGGGACCAAAGUCAAAAAAGUUGCUGCUGGAUUGCUGCAUUCAGCAUGCGUUGACGAAAAUGGAUCUGUAUUCGUAUUUGGUGAAAGAGCAGUAGAUAGAAUGGGGAGUUUAAAGGGGAAGAAUGGAACUGCACCGUCCAUGAUCAGCAGACUGCCCUGCUCAGAAGAAGUUUCAUGCGGUGGCUAUCACACAUGCAUCAUAACAAGUGGUGGAGAACUCUACAGUUGGGGUUCAAAUGAAAAUGGUUGCCUUGGUAUUGGUACUACUGAUGUACUUCAUCUGCCGGAAAGAGUUCAAGGUCCAUUCUUGAAAUCUGCAGUUAUCAAGGUAUCUUGUGGUUGGAAGCAUACAGCAGCAAUUUCUGAAGGCAAUAUCUUCACAUGGGGUUGGGGAGGUUCACAUGGAACAUUUUCUGAAGAAGGGCAUUCUUCUGGAGGACAACUGGGUCAGGGAACUGAUGUUGACUACAUAAAACCUACGAGGGUCAAGUUUGGGGAGAAUUUGAAAGCUUUACAGAUAUCAUGUGGGUUCAAUCACACUGGUGCCAUACUAGAAUACACCUAAGCUUAAGCUGUUGCAGUAUCAGCAGAAGGACAUGUACUAAUGGUUUGGAUAUCUCUCACGGUACUUAUUCAUUCAUUCAUUCAAAUGUACAAUCAUGGAAUAUGCUGUCAGUCACGGUACUACACUUGGUUAUACCAAAGAAUAUGGAUAUUUCCUUUCUGUAAUAUCUAGAUCCAUCAUGUACAUUAUGUAUAUGCUAUAAAAGGUCCAACCAUAAAAAUAAUAUGAUUCCAUUGUUACAGUGAUGGAAAUGUAAUCAGUUAUUCACCAAAUAUAUCCUAGAGGGUACACAUAAGAAAUCACACUUAUUCCUAUUGUAUUACAACUUUCCAAUCAAUAAAUGUUUUUGUGUUAUAUGUA
Rosa rugosa (rugosa rose) is the source of this 1756-nucleotide messenger RNA. RefSeq names its product ultraviolet-B receptor UVR8. The transcript has 14 exons. NCBI's taxonomy places the organism in Eukaryota, Viridiplantae, Streptophyta, Magnoliopsida, Rosales, Rosaceae. The record is from RefSeq and is a predicted model, not a curated record. Bases 131 to 1396 code for a protein of 421 amino acids.